CGUUGCUGCUCACGUCCGGAAAUACACGAUUGUUGUUGCAAAACUUUCUCUACGGAGUCGAGAAUCAUUUUAUUUACAGAAAAAAGCGACAUUACCUGCUGUCCGCGGUCAGGAAAAAAAUACGCAGGGAAAUAUCGCAUCGAUUUAAUACAAUUCUACAUAAAAAUGAAUUGACGUCGUCUCGCUUGCUUCCUCCUCCUCCUCCUCCUCCUCCUUCUCUUCCUCCUCCUGGCUAAACUUCCUGGAAAGCAAAGUGAACACUUUUUCAGCAGUGUGAACACAGGAGAUCAGUAAUACCUGUAUCAUUAAGGAGAGAGAAACACAGAGGAAGCUGAAGGAGCUCCAGAAUGGCGUGAAGAAGUUACAGCAACAGGAAACGCUUCAUGGAUCUGGACUCGAACUUUACACUGGAACUAUUCAGAAGCUUCUGUUAUGUCACCUGGAUUAUUAUUAUUAUUCUUAGGAUUUUUUCCCAUUAGUUUAAUUCUAUUCUUGGUAACAGAGAGUUCAUCUAAUGGGUAAAUUGCCCUGAAAUGCGCUUUCAUGAUCCACAAGUGUUUCCAUUUCCACUCAUCGGCUCUUCUUCCUUGUGGAAAUGUCACUUUAUAUGAUCUCGAAUCAAAUUCAUAACGUUUCACGGACAAACUGAACAAUCCAAAACUUGUACAUAGAAUUUAAACAACAUUAAAAACUACAAAACAAACCAAUCAGCGUCACGAUGGCACUAUUCGGGCGCAAGAGUCGCCCCAAGUUGCUGUUGUUCUUCAUGUGUGUUUCAGUGUUCGGAUAUUUCUUAUUUCACAGAAGAUCCGAUGUGAGUCGUGCGAAUCGGAGAGAAGUUUUAUCUGAUCUAAACCCUGAGCUGGACAAUGAGCUCCUGCGCAGACCUGUGUAUGAGAAACCAGCUUUAGACGUGGAUGCGCUGGGCGAGUUGGGGAAAGCGGUCAGACUGGAGCUGACUGGAGAGGAGAAGAGAAAAGAAGAAGAAAGUCUCCAUAAACACCAGAUCAACAUUUAUGUUAGCGACAAGAUCUCCCUCCACCGCAGAUUAGACGAAAGAUGGAAUCCACUGUGCAAAAACCUGAAGUAUGACUACCGGAGUUUACCCACAACAUCAGUAGUGAUUGCCUUUUACAAUGAGGCCUGGUCUACUUUACUGCGCACGGUGCACAGUGUGCUGGAAACCUCACCUGACAUUUUACUAAACGAGGUCAUUCUUGUAGAUGAUUACAGUGACAGAGAGCAUUUGAAGGAGCCUCUGGAGAAGUACAUAGCUGAUCUGAGGAAAGUACGUCUGAUUCGAGCAAGGAAAAGAGAGGGGCUGGUCAGGGCUCGGCUCCUGGGUGCUUCCAUAGCCACAGGGGAUGUGCUGACUUUCCUUGAUUGUCACUGUGAGUGUCAUGAGGGCUGGCUGGAGCCCCUGCUACACAGAAUAAAGGAGGAACCUAGUGCUGUUGUCUGUCCUGUUAUAGAUGUGAUUGACUGGAACACGUUCCAGUAUCUGGGCAACUCAGGAGAGCCUCAGAUUGGUGGCUUUGAUUGGCGACUUGUUUUCACAUGGCACUCUGUUCCUGAAUAUGAGCAGAAACGCAGACGAUCGCCUACUGAUGUCAUCAGAUCUCCAACCAUGGCUGGAGGCCUGUUUGCAGUCAGCAAGAAAUACUUUCAGUAUCUGGGUACAUAUGACACAGGGAUGGAGGUGUGGGGAGGAGAGAACCUGGAGUUCUCAUUCAGAAUCUGGCAGUGUGGAGGGAGUUUAGAGGUUCAUCCAUGCUCCCAUGUCGGCCAUGUCUUCCCUAAAAAGGCUCCCUAUUCGCGGAGCAAGGCUCUGGCCAACAGCGUGCGAGCAGCAGAGGUCUGGAUGGAUGGCUACAAGGAUCUGUACUACCACCGCAACCCCCACGCUCGCCUGGAGGCCUUUGGCGAUGUGACAGAAAGGAAGAAGCUAAGGAUGCGUCUUGGCUGUAAGGACUUUAAAUGGUUCCUGGAGAAUGUCUAUCCAGACAUCCAUGUCCCAGAGGAUCGACCCGGCAUGUUUGGAAUGCUAAAGAAUCGAGGGAUGUCUGACUAUUGCUUUGACUACAAUCCACCCAGUGACCAUAACGUGGCGGGCAACAGGAUCAUUCUGUAUCAAUGCCAUGGCAUGGGCCAAAACCAAUUUUUUGAGCAUUCUUCAUACAACGAGAUCCGUUACAACACAAGGGAGCCCGCAGGCUGUGCCGUGGCCGAUCCCAUCUCUACCUUCCUCAGCAUUAAUUUAUGCCGAAAACCAGACCAACCCGUCCCUGAAGACCAGAAGUUUGUGUUCAGAGAGGAUGGGACUUUGUACCACGUCCAGACUCAGAAGUGUGUCGAGGCCAUUCAGAAGGUGGACAACAACAGUCCUGGUCCUGCUCUUCGUCCAUGCAGCGGCUCGACCCACCAGCAGUGGUUCUUUCAGGAGAGGACACGUAUUUAAUAGUGAAAUCUUACACCAUUUCCUGUAAAGCUCCAGAGCUUAAAAGUACAUCUGACCGAGGCUGAUUCAUGGAUUCUCUGCUGUACCAUCCUCUUCAUUUUGAUAUAAGGAAGUGAAGAUUCUUUCUUUUUAUUUAUAAUUUAAUGAAACACCAUUAAAACUGCGGCAGCUUUGAUGGAUUAGGAGCAAUGACUUAUUUCAGUAUGACGAUCACUGCCUAGUUUCAAGUGUUUUGGAUCUCUCAGUUUGAAGACCUUGAAUUGAUUUUUCUUCCUUCAGUGCAAUAGAUCUUACUUUUCCUCAAAUCAAAUACUCAUUGUUGCUAGCCAGUAUGCAUUCAAUAUGUUUAAAUAUUUUUUAAAACAAAUAUGGUGAUACAUUGAAGGAGCAGUGGUUAAGAUUGGUUUCAUUUUCAUGAUCUCCAUGUGGCUGUCUGGGUUUAGUUUGGGGCCAUCAGUUUCCUCACACCUCCUAAAAUCCUAAUAUUGAAUUGGUAAAUAUAUUAAAUAUGCCACUAGCUCUUAAUGAGUCUGUUAAUAUGUGUAUGUAAAACUGGUGGCUUGUUUAAGAUGCAUUUCUUCCUCAUACCCAGUGUAAUUAAGCUGGGCUUGUCUAGCUGAUCUAGGUCUAGCUAAUAGUGUGCCACAGAACUGGGAUCCUGCAGAACACAACAAAAAAUCAUGGGAAAAACAACGUCGGACAAAAGACCAUGCUUUGUACUGCAUUUGCUGUGCAUAUACCUUUGCCACAUGCUGGCAGAGCUGGCAUUUCUACCUCUGGGUUUUUGUAGUGUUUUCAGGGGAAUACCGAUUGCCUUCUGGGUCAUUUUUGGUCCAAAUACAGAUUAUAUGAAUAUUUUAUUAUUCAUACAAUAUAAUUAGAUGAAUGUUUGGACCAGUAAACUGAUAUAGAUACAGAUAACUCCUGGUUAUUAAAAAUGCACUAUGUGGGUACUGUAAACCAAUUUUAAAUCAUAUUGUCUAUCAUUUGCUUGUUUUUGGCAGCUAGGUCACUUGAUAAAAUUUUUUUGGGCUGGUUAGAGGGUUGAACAUCUGCAGUGGUGCAGGCUGAGGCAAUACUCAAUACAAACCACUUGAUGGUGCCAACUCCUCCAUUUUUCUUGUGUUGAUCUUCAGUGUUUGAGAGAACAUGGAAAACACAGAUCACAUGAAGCUGGUUUAAACAGAUUGCUAAAUUCAGAUUGAUAGCUUUAAUAGUAUCAAAGCAUUUACUGAUCUAAAUAUUACUGAUAUAAAUCCAAAAGCAAAUUUAAAAAACUAUACAUAUGGCUAAAUAUUUUUCUACUGAGUGAUCACUGUGCUAAUUCGAUGAUGGGUGUGAAGUAUAUGGAUUAAGUUUAGAUGCAUGUUAAUGAAUUAAGCAAUACGAGACCAUAUACGAUAUGAUCAGUAUAUGGUGAACAUUUAUUACUGUGGUUUACUGCUAUAUUAACAGAUGUUGUUCAUCAAACAGCCAUUUCUUUUCUUAUUUAUAGUUUUAUCGAAGUUGUGGGGCCUUAGCUGGUUAUAAAAUGAAUCAGUUGUUGAAACAUAGAAAGUUGAUUUAAUAUUUUGCUAAAGUUUAAUCAUGUGCCUAAUUUGGAUUAAAUGAAUGAGAUGCACACAUUAGGAGCUUGCAGAAUUAAACACCAGGAACUGUUUAUACAGACUGACCAGUGACCUUUGAGAUACUACACAGAUGUUCAUAAAACUUCCAGGGAUAAACAGGUAGUUGUCAGUUUGUUUAUCUGUGGAUUUUCACUGGAGCACUGAGAGACCUUGUGCUGUCAAUCAAAUCUCAGGACACUGCACAGGAUUCAGCAGACAGUGAGAAGAAAUCCGACCUGUUAUGGGACGCUUGUAAUGCUGAGAUGAACCCUUAUGAUCUGUUUGGGUUCACAUCAUGUUAUGAUCUGUUCAAAAUGAAAUUCGUUUAACGUUACAUUAACAAAUAUUACAUUGUUGUAUGAUUCAUUCAGUUGAAAUAUAUAAUGUAUUAAACAUGCCCACAAUGUCUGAUACUGAGGUAGCUAUUGAUUUAGCUACUAUCCAGUAUAGCUGGUUUUGUUAUGGGCUUUUGAUUUUA
Molecule: messenger RNA, 4543 nt
Organism: Tachysurus vachellii
Lineage: Eukaryota; Metazoa; Chordata; Actinopteri; Siluriformes; Bagridae
Gene: galnt12
Product: UDP-N-acetyl-alpha-D-galactosamine:polypeptide N-acetylgalactosaminyltransferase 12
Exons: 10
Coding region: 719-2458 (579 amino acids)
Cellular component (GO): Golgi apparatus
Source: RefSeq, a predicted model, not a curated record